Strongylus vulgaris is the source of this 306-nucleotide messenger RNA. The record is from the annotation of a GenBank genome assembly. NCBI's taxonomy places the organism in Eukaryota, Metazoa, Nematoda, Chromadorea, Rhabditida, Strongylidae.
AUGAAUAAGCUUAUUCCAAUUUUCUUGCAGCCAUCGCAACAUGAUCGUCCAAUUUUACCAGGACGUAGACCAAAGCAGCCCGCAGCAAGUGCUGCUGGACGGCUUCGAGGAGUGAGCUCUGCGCCGAUUAUAGUAGCUGGACGACGGCUGUCGACUUCGCGCAGUUUAGUGAGCAGUCCAUUGUAUUCAAUACCGGAAGAACUUACAAACAAUGAUCAUCAUGGUGCUGCUGCUGUGGUCGGUUCAAUUGAUAGGUUAUCGAUGGCUCCGCUCGUAGAUGAGCAACAGGAAGGUGAUGUGAUGUAG